AUGAGCGGCUCCAUGGCCGAUUACCUCAAGCGCUACACGAGCGGUAGCGCCGAAAACGAUGCGGCGAAGAAGAAGAAAAAGAAGAAGGAGAAGGACAUCAAGCCGCCGACAACUCGAAUGCGCAUCAUGGAAGAGGACGCCUUCGUCAACAUUACGUCGGCGGGGAAGAAUGACAAUUCUGAUGACGAGGAUGAGCUUCGGAUAGUGGAGCAAUUGAAAAAGCAGGCCAACACUGCGCUGAGCUAUCGAAAAACGUUUGCACCGAUUGGGGAGGGGACAAGUGAGACUGGAGGU
Molecule: messenger RNA, 294 nt
Organism: Mesorhabditis spiculigera
Lineage: Eukaryota; Metazoa; Nematoda; Chromadorea; Rhabditida; Rhabditidae
Source: the annotation of a GenBank genome assembly